AUGGCUUUGUUUUCACGUUAUCUGUGUCGCGCCUCAUCCGCGAUAUCUGGUAGAUCACAAUCAACGUUAUCUUCAAAAUUCACGUCAAACAAUACUAGCAACAUCUUCCAGCUUCCCGACAAGCGAAACUUGGGCUAUGCAUUUUAUGGCGAUCCUACAGGAAUUCCAGUAUUUUUCUUCCAUGGCUCACCUAGCUGCCGCCUCGAAGCAGGCGACUGGCACGCUGCGGCUAUUCAGAAAGGGGUUCGCAUGAUUGGCGUCGACCGUUGGGGUAUGGGGCUAUCAACUUUUCGACCCGAAGGGAAGAUUUCGGACUGGCCAGGCGAUGUCGCUGCUCUAGCAAACCAUCUGCGUCUUUCAAAAUUUCACGUCCUUGGGGGUUCUGGUGGUGGACCGUAUGCAUUGGCGUGUGCGGCUCUGCUCCCGAAAACGAUGUUAAAAGGUACUGGAGUCGUGGCUGGCGUCGCGCCCCCAGAGGCCGGAACGCAAGGAAUGUCAUGGGAUCGAUGGGUGGCUUUCAAGUUGAACAUCUGGCUACCUCACUCUGUGCUAAAGUGGAUGAUGAAUACGGCACUUGGGAAAACCGCGCGUGACGGCGACAUUGCCGCGUUCGAAAAGCAGAUGGAGAAAGUUAUUGGAACAUUUUCCGCCGAAGAGAGGGAUAUACUGAACCAUAAUCCUGGGUUCAAAAAAGACUUUGUCGCUUGUUUUCGCGAGGCAUUUCGUCCAGGGUGCGAUGGGGCUAUUUUAGAUGCGAAACUGGUACUUGCACCCUGGGGGUUCAACAUGACAGACGUACACGGGAAAGUGCGAAUAUGGAAUGGAACAGCAGACGUGAAUGUGCCUGUACAGUCAGCAAGAUGGAUGGCGCAGAGAUUGCCGGAUGCUACUCUGAAGGUUUACGAAGGCGAAUCGCAUUUUACAGUACCCCUUAAGCAUGAUGAAGAAAUUUUGGCAGAGCUGCUAGAGAUGGAGGCAUGGCUUUUGAGCACGUGA
This is a messenger RNA of Periconia digitata, 996 nucleotides long. The record is from the annotation of a GenBank genome assembly. Lineage: Eukaryota; Fungi; Ascomycota; Dothideomycetes; Pleosporales; Periconiaceae.